CACAGCCACAGCCACAGCCACAGCCACAGCCACAGCCACCGGCACCGACCCUCAGCACCGACCCUCAGCCCCGAGCCUCGCUGUCCUCGCCCGCAGGCAGCAUGGCUGAGGAAAAGUCUGACAAACCAUAUCUAGAAGAAAGUGCCUUUGAAGCACUGGAAAAAGACUCCCAAGAAUUCAUCAGUCUGCUUAAGAGAGAUGAAGCUCUGGAACAGUUCCGUUUGGAAUAUGAGAAGCUCCUUGCUGUUAUGAAGAAGUCUCGUGAAAAUGAAAAGCAUCUCAUGGGCAAAUGCAGGAAGCUGAGUGCUGAGCUUGUGGAGAAGUCAUCUAAAGUAGCUGUGCUCACAAAGCUCUCUAAAGAUGAUGAGGAAACUAUAUCAUCACUGAAGACGGAGCUUGAAAAGUCCUGGAAAAUGGUGGAUACAGCCUAUGAGAAGGAACAGAAAACAAAGGAAACAAUUCAUUCACUACAAAAGGAAAUUGCACGCCUAAAUAAUUUAAUGAAGGAAAGAGCUGGACAGGAGUACAAUGUCGAGGAACUGCUAGAACUUCAAGAAGAGGUAACAAAGGAGCGAGACGAACUGUUGUCAGAAGUUGUGAAGUUACGUCAAAGUCUUGCUGAAGUCACAGAGCAGCAGCAGGAAACAGAGAAGGCAAAAAAUGAGGCAGAACAAUCUGUUCUGCAGCUUCAGCAAGACAUCCAGCUGCGUCAGAAUGAGGAACUACGAGAGGCUCGUAAGAAGGAAAAAAUGGAGAUUGAGCUGACAAAUCUUCUAGCUGAAAUGGAUAAAAAGCAAGAUGAGAUCCAGAAUUUACAGCAGCAAAUAGAGAGAAACAAAGAGGAACAACUGAAAAUGGAGGUUCAUCUUAGAGAGCAGAAGAACUUGAAUGAAAAAGCUAGUAAGGAACUUGAGCAACUUAAGAUGAAAAAUCAGAAGCUCAUGCAAGAGAAUGAACAGCACAGUGCGAUGUUUGAUGAGGUGAUGAAGGAUGUCAGCCAGAAGACAACACAACUAAAGGAGAGAGAAGAUGAAGCAACUCAGAUGCGCCUUGAAAUUUCAAAGCUGAACAAAACGAGAGAUGUUAUCCAGAAUAAGCUGCGUGCUGCAGAGGAACAAAAAGUUGAUGCAGAAAAUGAAAAAGGCAUGCUAAAAAAUCAAAUAUCCAGACUGGAGAAAGAGUUAGAAUCAGCCAAAAAGCAGUCAGAGAUUGACAAGAGAGCUACAGAUGGGCUUAUGAGGGAAAGGGAUAUGCUAAACCAGAACUUGAUCAAGGCUACAAAUGCCACUCAGAAGCAGAUAAAUUUGGUGAAGCUCCAUGAACAGUCAAAACAGAACUUGGAAGCAGAGAUACAAAAUUAUAAGAUUGAAGCUCAGAAACAAAGGAAGAUUAUUUACCAAUUGGAAAAGGAGAGAGAUGGCUUCAUCAAUGAAACCAGUGAGCUCAAAGAGAAGGUCCUCCAUCAUAUGAAAGAUCUUGAAAUAUGUCAAGUACAGAUCUGUGACUACGAGAAAGAAGUACAAGUGCAAAUGAUUAAAUUAAAACAGCAGCAAAACAUUUGUGAAACUCUGAGAGCAGAGAGGAGCCUGUACAGUAAAAAUUUGAUUGAAGCUAAGGAUGAGAUAGCAGAUAUGAAGAUGAAACUGAAAACUUCAACACGUCAGCUGGAUCAGCUGAAGGAGGAGCUCAAAGACAAAGAUGUAGCCCUUGAGAAAGCACAUCUAGAUCAUCAGCAUUCAGAGGAGGAGAAGGAAUCAUUGAAAGCUGAAGUGGCUCAGAUGACAAGACAGGCUCUGGAAACCAAAACAUUCAUAGAAAAUCAGGAGGCAGAAGAGAGAAAACUCCUGAAUAUCAUUGCUGAAGCUGAUGCAGAGAGGCUGAAGCACACGAAGGAAUUUGACAAGGUGCUCAGUGAGAGACAUGCCCUGGCGACCCAGCUUAUUCGUCGCAAUGAUGAAGUGGCUCUGCUCUAUGAAAAGAUAAAAAUCCAGCAGGCCAUCCUGAACAGGGGGGAGAGCGAGUACCGACAGAGGAUGGAGGACAUCCGAAUUCUCAAGCUGGAGAUCAAAAAACUUCGGCGUGAGAAGGGAAUACUUGGCAAGAGUGCGGCUAACGUGGAGGAGCUCAGAUUUGAGGUUAAUCAUAUGCAGAAGGAACUGUUAAAGGAACAAACUCGAUGCAAAAUUUUGGAAGAAGAACUGCAGAAGCCCUUGAAAGUUCACAGAUGGAGAAAAUUAGAGGCCAGCGACCCCACUGCCUAUGAGCUGAUUCAGAAAGUACAGAGACUACAGAAGAGGCUUAUAAGCAAGACAAGUGAAGUGAUAGAGAAAGAAUUUCUCCUUCAGGAGAAGGAGAAACUGUAUGUGGAGCUGAGGCAAGUCCUGGCCCGGCAGCCUGGGCCUGAAGCCACGGAACAGUUGCAGCACUACCGGCACAGUCUCCGGGAGAAGACUAAACAGCUCAAAGUUUUGUCCUCAGAACUGAAUAUGUAUGAAGCACAGAGCAAAGAAUACAAACGUGAAAUUGAAAGACUUAACAAUGAGCUUAACAAUAUGAAAAAGAAAUAUCUGGCUCAGAAACGCAAGGAGCAACAGAAUAAGGAGAAGGAGAGAUCUUGCCCAGAUACGAAGAGGAAAUUACCCCCCCUCAGGCCUGAUGAUGAACCUCACUUCAACAUAGGGGGCUUUCCUUUAACCAGACCCCUUCCCAAAAUUGCAGCCUAAGAAUCUACUCAUCUAGUCACGUUCCCGUUCCCAGUUUUUUGCUAAACCUUAUUUGUGGGUUAUUCGAGAAACUGUAAUUUUAAAAGAGAUUCAGAAUCUACUGAAAUCACUGUAUCACCUUCAGGAAAAUUUUAUAAAUUGUAUAUCAUAAAAUGCA
This is a messenger RNA of Pipra filicauda (Wire-tailed manakin), 2880 nucleotides long. It is a transcript of the gene CFAP58, whose product is annotated as cilia and flagella associated protein 58. The record is from RefSeq and is a predicted model, not a curated record. Lineage: Eukaryota; Metazoa; Chordata; Aves; Passeriformes; Pipridae. Gene Ontology annotation, cellular component: cytoskeleton. The transcript is spliced from 18 exons. The coding region runs from base 102 to 2723 and encodes 873 amino acids.